CCGUCCUCUGCGUCGGGCGUCAACACUCAACAGCGAGUGCAGAGAAAACGAUACGACGCGUCGUCAUCCGUACCCCCGUCAGCUCCGCUUGCUCGCCGCCGCUCCGCUCCCCCGCCGCCUCCUCUCGAGCAGCCCCCGCCGUCCCCCGCCUUUUCCGCCCCGAGCUCCGUCGGCUGGCUCCAGCGCCGUCGUGGCAGGCUGCGCUUCCCGCAUCUGGGCUGGCUGGGCUGGUGGUCGAGCCUCGCGUCCUCGGCCUCCCUUGACGUCUGCCGCCCCGUCGCCGGCGCCAUUGGCGCUUGAAGCUGCGCUGAUUCGUUCUGGAGGGGAUUGAUCAGGUUGCAAUCCCCUGUGAUACUCCAUCGCUAGCAAUGCAUUCUUCAGAAAAUAAACCGGUAUGCUCCAACUCUGGAAGAUCACCACCACAGAGGAAUGGGACUGCUUCUGAGUUGGUUCCUGUAUCAAAACGAUCAAGUCGACGCAAUGCUUCCUGCAAAUGUAAACCUGAUUCUCCUUCCAAGAGAUCACCUAGGAAAGUUAGGAAUGCUACUCUGUCGAAAUCCAUAAAGAAUAAAUAUCAUUGUAGUCCCCUGAAACGGCGGAGGGGUUCAGAUCCUGUUGCCAGGAAAACUGUAACAGGACUAACGGCGAGGAGGAAGCAAAAAAGAAAAAGGCAAAAUACUGAUGAGGCAACUUGCUUGGAAAGAAGAGCAAGAUAUUUAAUGAUCAAAAUAAAACUGGAGCAGAAUUUACUAGAUGCAUACUCCGGAGAUGGCUGGAACAGGCAAAGCCGAGAGAAAAUAAAGCCAGAGAAGGAGCUACAGCGUGCUAAGAAACAGAUCAUAAAAUGCAAAAUUGCUAUCCGUGAUGUUAUUCGCCACCUUGAUUUGCAUAAUUCCAUCGAUGACUCGGUGAUGCCUCCAGAUGGGUCUGUCAAUCCUGAACAUAUCAUAUGCUCAACAUGCAAGUCUCAUGAAUCAUUUCCCAGCAAUAAAAUUGUCUUCUGCGAAGGGGCCUGCAAAAGGGCAUAUCACCAGAAAUGUUUGGAUCCUCCUCUAGACAAAAGUGUUCUUCCAAUCAGUAGCCAUGGAUGGCUUUGCAAAUUCUGUUUCUGCAAGAUGAAAAUUUUAGAAGCUAUUAAUGCACAUCUAGGAACGAGCUAUACAGUGAAGUGUCCCUCCGAAGAUAUUUUCAAGGAAGCAACUGAACAAAUAGACUCUGAGGAUGGACUAGGUGAAGAUUGGCUUUCUGAGUAUUCAGGCGAUGAGGACUAUGAUCCUGAAGAAAACGAGGUCAGCAGCAGCAUUGACAGUGAAGAAGUUAUGUUAGAUGGUUCCAAUGGUUCAGGAAGUCCGCUUUAUUCUCCAAAUGAUGAUAUUCCGGACUUCAUAUCAGCAGAUUUCAAUGAUGCUGAAGGAUUCUGUAACGUUGAUUUAGACUUAGGCACUGAUUCUGGUGAAGAUGAAUUUGCACAGAUCCUGACUUACCAAAGGUCAAGAAGAGAUGUUGAUUAUAGAAGACUCAAUGAGGAGAUGUUUGGAAAACUUAUCAAGAAUGAAGAGCAGAGUGAGGAUGAAGAUUGGUGCCGUGACAGGGGAAAGAAAAGAAGGGUGAAGUCAGCUGGUGUUGGGGCUAAUUCUGCUGAAGAUUUCUCGAAUGCCAUACCAGAUGAAAAAGUGCAAAAGCAGAGGAGAAAACUUUUCAGGAUUCCUCCCGCGGCAGUCAAAGUGCUUCGCAAAGUUUUUGCUGAAAAUGAGCUUCCACCCCGGAACAUCAAAGAAGAUCUCUCAAGAGAAUUGGGCAUUUCUUUUGAAAAGAUCGACAAAUGGUUCAAAAAUACAAGAUGUGCUGCUCUCAAAUAUCGCAAGUCUGAAGGGAACAGUCAUAAUACCGGCCCGAGCAAAACGUCAAGAACAAGUGAAGAAAAAGCUGGAAUCUCAGGCAAGGCUGACGGAAACUGUCAUAUUACUGGUUCCAACAAAAGCUCAAGAACCAAUGAAGAAAGAGCUGGUAUCUCCGGCAAGGUUGAUUUAGUAGACAAUUCGUGCUUUGUUCCCUUGUCUGAAGUCAUUAAUGUACCUGCACAUUUGCAAAGAAAUCUUGAGAAGAGGAAGAUGGAAUUAACUGGCAGUCCUCAGAGGGGGCUACACAAUAAAGAAGCUUGCUUGUCUCAAGCUGGUCAAGUAAAGGAGAGUGUAUCACCUACAAGCAAGUCCUUUUUGCAGACAGAUCUAAGCCAUUCAACAAAUAAUGAAGUCAGCGCUGAAGAGCAAGCUGCUGCUUGGAUGGAUACUGGGGUCUCGGAUUAUCAGCCUUUCUUGGAUGUGAUCGAUGAGAUGUGCGAACUCGAGCAUAGGCUGCAGAGGUUGAAGGAGAACAUGCUCUCAUCAGGUGCAGACGACAAUGGUGAGAGUGACUUGCAAAACCAAGUUUUGGUGCUUGUACCAUCUGCUGAGCUCAAGGAAAAAGCAUAGCCUGACAUCUAAACGGAAAUGAUUACUCAUUUGGGCAUUGCCUAUAGGUUGUUAUACAGCAGAGAAUUGUAUAGAGAAAGAAAAACACUAGUACUGGCUGACUCGCUGUUCAAUAGUUUUUGUGGCCUCAACAAGUCAACCGUACUGAUACUGCAACUAGUAUACAAGCCAGUUUGUACUUUGUACUGGUCGAAAUGAGUCUGAACUAUACCUUUAGAGCCUUGAACUUGUAACCUCAUAUCUGAAUCUGAACUGCGACUGCGAAUAAUUCGUGGAUGACCCGAUUGACUAUCACUCUGUCAAAUCUCAACUGCUCAUUUUUCUA
Molecule: messenger RNA, 2796 nt
Organism: Phragmites australis (common reed)
Lineage: Eukaryota; Viridiplantae; Streptophyta; Magnoliopsida; Poales; Poaceae
Product: pathogenesis-related homeodomain protein-like
Exons: 13
Coding region: 369-2471 (700 amino acids)
Biological process (GO): regulation of DNA-templated transcription; chromatin organization
Cellular component (GO): nucleus
Molecular function (GO): chromatin binding; DNA binding
Source: RefSeq, a predicted model, not a curated record